Schistosoma spindalis is the source of this 572-nucleotide messenger RNA. NCBI's taxonomy places the organism in Eukaryota, Metazoa, Platyhelminthes, Trematoda, Strigeidida, Schistosomatidae. The record is from the annotation of a GenBank genome assembly.
CUGGAAAUGUACAGACAACACGAAACAAGCGCGUGACAAAGAUAUUGGAUAUUGGAAAUGGGUCGUUUGUGUGAAGUAUGCUUCAGAAACAUUCCAAUCCACCUCUCGGUUUAGAACGGAUUCAUCGAUAUUUUUGUUACGUUUGUGGAACUCUUCUUCCACACAAGUUGGAAGUUCGAGAUAUAUUAGUAUGCCGAAAAUGUAAAUCAUCUACAUGUAUGAAUUGGUUCAGUAAUAUGGAUGCAACUUUCAAUACUGAAGCUAAAUCUGGCAAAAUAAACCAAUUUAAUGAUGAUGAGUAUGAAUCCACAUCUUUAUUCUUUCCAUCAAUGAUUAGAGGAGCUAAAAAGAUCCUAAAAUCAGAAAUUGCUUUAAAGGAGGCUUUGGAGUCACAAUUUGAAAACGGUACAUCACAAUCAACAUUUGAUGGACCAACUAUUAGAAAAGAAUGUGCUUAUUGUGGCAAUGAUAGAAUGACUUAUGUUACACUUCAAACUCGUUCAGCAGAUGAAGGACAAACUGUAAUAUAUACUUGUACCCAAUGUUCUAAAAAAGAAAUUGAAAAUACUUGA